Messenger RNA from Lemur catta (Ring-tailed lemur), 3325 nucleotides. RefSeq names its product phosphatidylinositol glycan anchor biosynthesis class M (gene PIGM). Gene Ontology annotation, biological process: GPI anchor biosynthetic process. The record is from RefSeq and is a predicted model, not a curated record. Lineage: Eukaryota; Metazoa; Chordata; Mammalia; Primates; Lemuridae. Gene Ontology annotation, cellular component: glycosylphosphatidylinositol-mannosyltransferase I complex; membrane. The transcript has 2 exons. Bases 92 to 769 code for a protein of 225 amino acids. Gene Ontology annotation, molecular function: alpha-1,4-mannosyltransferase activity; GPI mannosyltransferase activity.
GCGGCGGGAGUUGCGCUGCCAGCCUGAGGCGAAAAACCGAAGCGCAGGUUAGUUUGGAGCUGGGGCUGAGUGCCUGUCGCGCAGUCAGAUCAUGGGCUCGACCAAGCACUGGGGAGAAUGGUUCCUGAACCUGCGGGUGCCCCCCGCCGGAGUGUUUGUUGUGGCCUUUCUUGCCCGAGUUGCCUUGGUUUUCUAUGGGGUCUUCCAGGACCGGACCCUGCUCGUGAGGUAUACAGACAUCGACUACCAGGUCUUCACGGACGCCGCGCGCUUCAUCACCGAGGGGCGCUCCCCUUAUGUGAGGGCGACUUACCGUUACACUCCACUGCUAGGUUGGCUUCUCACUCCCAACAUCUACCUCAACGAACUCUUUGGAAAGUUUCUCUUCAUCACCUGCGACCUCUUCACGGCUUUCCUCUUAUACCGCCUGCUGCUUCUGAAGGGUCUGGGGCGCCGCCAGGCUUGUGGCUACUGUGUCUUUUGGCUUCUUAACCCCCUACCUAUGGCAGUAUCCAGCCGAGGCAAUGCGGACUCGAUCGUCGCUUCCCUGGUCCUUACGGUCCUGUACUUAAUAAAGAAGAGACUGGUCGCGUGUGCAGCUGUAUUCUAUGGUUUCGCGGUGCAUAUGAAGAUGUAUCCGGUGACCUAUAUCCUUCCAAUAGCCCUCCAUCUGCUUCCAGAAUGCGACAGUGACGAAGGCCUCCGUCAAUCCCGUUCUGGAGGCUGGGAAGUCCAAGAUCAAGGUGCCAGCAGAUUCUGUGUCUGGUAAGGGCCAACUUUCUGUUCAUAGAUAGCCAUCUUCCUGUUGUGUCCUCACAUGGCAGAAGGGGGGAUAAAAGUCUCCAGAGUCUCUUUUGUAAGGGUACAAAUCCCCUUCAUGAGGGCCCCACCCUUGCCACCUAAUCACUUCCUAAAGUCCUCACCUCCUGAUACCAUUGCCUUGGAGGUUAGGUUUCAACAUAUGAAUUUUUUGGGGACACACUCAGUUUACUGCAUUGAGAAACCCUGCUGUAUACCAUGUUGACUUUAAUGAAAAGCAAGUAAUCAAAAUAAAUGCAUCCAUUGCUCCAUGGAGAAUCAGACUGGGCUGAAGAGAAGUUUUAGGGGCUUGAGGCCAGUCAUGAGCCACUGGCAUUGGUAGAAAAAAUAGACUGUUCUAUCUAGUCCUGACCUGCCUCCAAUUUUAUGGUUCUUUCUCUACUGCAUCCACCCAGUCUUGUCUCUAUCUUUUCUUCUCUUCUUCACCUUUCCUUUUCCUCAGCAGACUCUAACUUAGCUUGGGGAAGGUAACCCCUAAAGCUCUGUUUUCAAAUCUCUUUUCUAAUUAGCAGUUGGAGUCAGUAUAAAAGAAGCUGCAGAUUUCAAACUGACACCAUCUCUAGAAUCUGGGAACAAGGCCAAAAAUGUCACCUUCUGAAAUUGACAACAAAAAAUAGAUGAGAUUAAUCACUGUGAUAAUCUUCCCAGAAAGUAACUCACCUAAGAAAUUGUUGGUAAGUGUGCUGCUGAUAAGAGUUGGCUGUUUCCUAAUCUCAGCCAGGAUCCAAGAAUGCCUCCCGAUGAAGGAAAGCAUUUAAAAUGUAAUUUGUGGGUUAAACUAGUAAUCUAGGAAAUUAUAAAGUGUCCUGGGGAAGUGUUCUAAUGGAGGAACCUUUAAAGACUCCUAAGUGUAACCACUUGUAAUUGUUGGGGAUGCUUUAUGUUUUUGUUUUUCUUUCUCUGAGUAUAACAAAUCCUAGGAGAGAGGAACUAGGUUUAUUUUGUUGAUGUCUGUAGCAGCAGAGACAUGGAUGAGUCAUUGCUAGAGAAGGGUGAGACUUAGUGGUGAGGUGUGUCUAAGGGGGUGGCAGAUGGUCACAGAAGUCUGAUCUCUACCCUGAAAUGAUUCUUAAUCAGAAGCCCCCAAACCCUGGUUACAUGCAAAAUGUGUGUGUAUGUGUGUGUGUGAAUGUGUGUAUAUGCAUUUUUCCCCUGUGGAAAAUGUUUGUAGCAUUCAUCAGGGGGGUCCCUGACCUCCAAAAAGUAAAGCUGUCCUGCCCUGGUUUUUGGAACACAGCUACUGGGGGUAAGGAAAUAGAAAGAUGGUAACCCAGGAAAGGCAAGGGAAGUGAGUGCCUCCUAGGAAAAAGAAGACUUUUUUUUUUGAAGUUCAGAUGUAUUGAUUGUGCCUACAUAGACCCGUUAUCACAAAAUUUAGGAGCCCAGCAUGCAGUGGAAAGAUGAACUGUGAGCAAACAUCAAGGCAGAGGAGAAGUCCAGCCUGCAGGAUGCUGGAGAAAACUACAAAGGGUGAUGAGAGGACUUGGAAGACGAGAGAGAAUGUGUGUGUGUGUGUGUGUGUGUGUGUGUGUGUGUGUGUGUGUGUGUGUGUGUAUGCACAUAUGAGGUGGUGGGGGAUGAAUACUAAAUUGUUCUACAUAUGCCAACAUCAAUGCUGAGUUUAGAUCCCACAGAUGCCCUGCGGUAGCUGACAGUAAGAAAAGGGUUCUGUGAAGCUGAGUCCUAGGAAGCUGACCAGGCAAUUAAGAACAGGUCCUUUUAAAGUUCUUUUUGGUUUCAGAAAAUAACUUUAGCUACAGGACUCAUCUAAAGAAUAUUAGGUAGUUCAUAAAUUCUAAGAAAAGAGCUGAACAAAGAAGUCUGGAGAGGCAAGAAAUUGGACAGUUUGGGGACUUUCAUAGCAGGUGACCAGCUCCAGUGACCUCCAGUCUCUGGAUCUUUAUAUUUAUGUUUUACCCAAAAGAGAAAUUAACUAUUGGGACUGGUCCCAGAGAAGAGGAAGUCAUGAGCCAAGGAAUCACCUCUGUUGUUGACCACAGUCAUUAUCACUGUUGGUUGAGAGUGGGUGACCUAUCUUGAAAGGAGUGGGAAACUAGUACCCAAAUCCUCUGAUUGCCAGUUACACACUACAUGCUCUCAAGGCACAUUCUUAAUUUCUUAACAUUUUUAAAACUAAUUAACAGGGCUGGGGUAGGAAUAGAGUGGAGGACAUUUUAGACAAAGGAAACGAAAAGUGCCAUGGUCUUUAGGUAGGAUGAACUUAGCCUCCCAGAAAUAGGAAAAGGCCCUUGUGGCCAGUGAAUAAUUUUCAGAGUGGGGAGUAGUAGAAGGGCAUUCAGAGGCCUGAUGGCAUCACAUAGGCCUGUAGAGCAUGGUGAGAAGUUUGGGGGAUUUUUGUUUUCCUAUGUGCAGUAGAAAGCCACUGGAGAGAUUUAAGCUGAUAUAAAUUACACUUAUAAAAACACUCUCGGCUGGGUGUGGUGGCUCACACCUGUAAUCCUAGCACUCUGGGAGGCCGAGGCAGGAGGAUCACUUGAGGUCAGGA